Messenger RNA from Talpa occidentalis (Iberian mole), 6295 nucleotides. RefSeq names its product inositol 1,4,5-triphosphate receptor associated 1 (gene IRAG1). Bases 548 to 3130 code for a protein of 860 amino acids. NCBI's taxonomy places the organism in Eukaryota, Metazoa, Chordata, Mammalia, Eulipotyphla, Talpidae. The transcript is spliced from 21 exons. The record is from RefSeq and is a predicted model, not a curated record.
UUCCCUGGGUCCCUGUUUGGCCAGGAUAGUGCGCAGUAGCAUGAGCUGCCCAUGGGCACUGCAAUCUGCUGUGUUGGUGCCCAUGGGAGGGGCCCAGGGUCAAUUGCUGCCUCUCAGACCCAGUCUGCCCUGAGCCCUGGGGCCAGCCUAGUCAGAUUCCCCUGCCGUUAGCCCCCUGAGCCAGGCCAGAAGGGGCUCCCGGAGGAGCUCUGGGCUCUAAGUCCCAGCCCCUCUCAGAGGAGGCGGGCGGCUGAGGCUCAGCAGCCAGAGGCUUCUCAGCUUGGAGCUCCAGAGCCAGAUGUAACAUUGACCUUAAAUGGUAAAAGCUCCCCAGAGUGAAGAGAGGCUGGCCAGCAGAGGAAGGGGGAAUAACUCAGUUUUAGGUAAGUCAUCCUUAUAUCCAAGAAUAACCUGCUUUUCCAGCCGGGAAGCAGAGGGAACCCUUCUCCUCCUUAAAGCCUGCGGAGCCCAGUUCUCUUGAAGCAUCUCUGGGGCUGACGCAGCGGAGGUUCCGGGCACGCUCAGCCACUCCUGCCAGGAGGCUGCCAUGCCCCACAUUCCUGAGGACGAGGAGCCCCCCGGAGAGCCACAGGCGGCCCAGAGCCCUGCCGGCCAAGGCACUCCUACAGCAGGAAUAUCUUGCAACCCACCCACCAUCAUCCUGACUGGGGAUGCCAGUUCACCAGAAGGAGAAACUGACAAAAACCUGGCCAACCGAGCUCACAGUCCCCACAGGAGGCUUUCUCACCGACACUUGAAGGUUUCUACCGUUUCGCUGACUUCUGUGGACCCUGCGGGGCAUGUUAUUGACCUGGUGAAUGACCAGCUGCCAGACAUCAGCAUCUCAGAGGAGGAUAAGAAGAAAAACCUGGCACUGCUGGAAGAAGCCAAGUCAGUGAGUGAGCGAUUCCUGACCCGCCGAGGGAGGAGAUCUAGGAGCAGCCCUGGAGACUCCCCAUCAGCUGUUUCCCCAAACCUCAGCCCUGGAGCUUCUCCUGCAUCCUCUCGGAGCAACUCACUCACCGUCCCCAUACUACCUGGUUUGGAUACAUGCAGUGGCUCACAGUCCCCCCUUCCUGGAGCACAACCACAGCAGAAGGGGAAUGAGGCUGAACUCUUUUCACCUCACCUUGGUGAACCUAAUGCUCCCAAAGGACUAGCUGACCGGAAGCAGAAUGACCAGAGGAAAGUAUCUCAGGGCAGGCUGACUCCUCGCUCUCCCACAAUUGAGAAAUCCAAAGACAUUGCAAUAGAACAAAAGGAAAACUUUGAUCCCCUCCAGCAUUCUGAGGCCACACCCAAGGGCCCAGCUUCUGGCACAGGUAGUGUGGGGAAAAUGGCUCUGAACAGCCCCCAGCCUGGUCCUGUUGAGAGUGAGCUGGGCAAGCCACUCCUGAAGACAGCCAGGGAGGGCAACCCUCUCCCCAGAGGCCCAGCCCAGGGAUCUGGAGGGGUGGCUCCUUCAACCUCCCCAGGGAAAGGCGCAGCUGGAGAGACAGGAACAUCCAAAGGUGGCUCCAAAGCUGAGCUUCGGUCCCCUGUGUCCCGGCCCCCCCUGCUGCGGGGAGUAUCCUGGGACAGUGGCCCCGAAGAAACGAGCCCCCGGCUGCAGAAAGUGCUUGCCAAGCUGCCGCUGGCGGAAGAAGAGAAGCGUUUUUCAGGCAAAGCUAGCAGCAAGCUGGCCAAGGCACCUGGACUCAAAGACUUUCAGAUACAAGUGCAGCCUGUGCGGAUGCAGAAACUGACCAAGCUCCGAGAGGAGCAUAUCUUGAUGAGAAAUCAGAACUUAGUUGGCCUGAAGCUUCCAGAACUUAGUGAAGCAGCCGAGCAGGAAAAAGGACUCCCUUCUGAACUUUCCCCAGCUAUUGAGGAAGAAGAAUCAAAGAGUGGCCUAGAUGUUAUGCCCAAUAUUUCUGAUGUGCUGCUACGCAAACUGCGGGUCCACAAGUCUCUUCCUGGAAGUGCUCCUCCACUCACUGAAAAGGAAGUUGAGAACGUGUUUGUACAACUGUCCUUGGCCUUUAGAAAUGACAGCUAUACCCUGGAAUCUAGGAUUAAUCAGGCCGAAAGGGAACGUAACCUGACAGAAGAGAAUACAGAGAAGGAACUGGAAAACUUCAAAGCUUCUAUUACGUCCUCAGCUUCACUCUGGCACCACUGUGAGCACCGGGAGACCUACCAGAAGCUGCUGGAGGACAUUGCUGUCCUGCACCGCCUGGCUGCCCGCCUCUCCAGCCGGGCUGAGAUGGUGGGGGCUGUCCGCCAGGAAAAGCGUAUGUCGAAAGCCACAGAAGUGAUGAUGCAGUAUGUGGAGAAUUUGAAGAGGACGUAUGAGAAGGACCAUGCAGAGCUCAUGGAGUUUAAAAAACUUGCAAAUCAGAAUUCAAGCCGCAGUUGUGGCCCCUCUGAAGAUGGGGUUCCUCGUACAGCACGGUCCAUGUCCCUCACACUGGGAAAGAACAUGCCCCGCCGGAGGGUCAGUGUUGCCGUGGUUCCCAAGUUUAAUGCCCUGAACCUGCCCGGCCAGUCUUCCAGCUCAUCACCUAUCCCCUCCUUACCAGCCUUGUCAGAAUCACCCAAUGGGAAAGGCAACCCACCUGUCAGCUCAGCACUGCCUGCACUUUUGGAAAAUGGAAAAACAAAUGGGGACCCAGAUUGUGAACCCUCUGCUCCCAUGCCAACCCUGAGCUGCCUGCAGGAGAUCAGCCAGGAGCCCAAGGCCAGGCUGGAGGAAGCAGCGUUCAACACAGGAUACCAGGAAGGUCUAAAGAAGACUCCAGAGUUUCAAGACCUAAAAGAGGAGGAAGAGGAACAGAAGAGUGAGAGUCCUGAGGAGCCUGAAGAGACAGAAGAAACUGAAGAAGAAGAAAAGAACCAGAGAAGCAGCAAACUUGAAGAAUUGGUUCAUUUCUUACAAGUCAUGUAUCCCAAACUGUGUCAGCACUGGCAAGUCAUAUGGAUGAUGGCCGCAGCAAUGCUGGUCUUGACUAUUGUGUUGGGACUCUACAAUUCCUAUAACUCUUGUGUGGAGCAGACCGAUGGGCCACCUGGGAGAUCCACUUGCUCAGCAGCCCAGAGAGACUCCUGGUGGAGCUCAGGACUCCAGCAUGAGCAGCCUACGGAGCAGUAGGAAACCUGACACCUAAUCAGUGUCCUACUCCAGCACACAGCCUACCACCCUUUCCCCAACCACGUGGUGUCAGGCCUGGUAUGGGCAUGCUGCCACCAGCCCAUCAGGGAAUGAGCAGGGGUUCUUUCACAUGCAGCACCCCUGUGGAAGCUAACCAUAUGUUCUUGGAUCUAAUCUGAUGUUCUUGGAGGAGCAACAGAAUUGCCCUGGGAGAGGAUUCAGUGGACAAAGAAGUCACCUUCAUCAAGGGACCCUAGGAAAAGGGAAGAUCACUGUCCUUAGCUCAAAUGGCUGGGAGAAAUAAAAUGCCUUCACUGCAGAAGACAGUAAGAAGCUCACUCUCCUUUUUUCCUCUCUGCAAUCAGAAAUCAGGAAGAAUUGUGCUUAACAGCUAAGUCUGACCCUGGAAUUAGAGUUGCAACAUGAGUAUCUUCCCAUUUCCCAUCUCAUUCUCACUGACCUCCCUUCAGCCUCCAUUUCUCCCUUUUAGAAUCAGACUUUCUCUUUACAGAAGUAGGAAAGGCUUCUCAGAACAGUAUUUAGGCUGAACUUAGCUCAGUGCUUGAAAUGAAAUGGGAAGAUAUGAAUGAAUAUAUCUGCAUCUGCACACAUAACACAACACACACAUAUACACAACAUGCAUAUGCAUGAAGAUAACAACCCUCCAAAAGUGUGCUCUGGGUUUGUGUUCUGGAAAAAGAAAAUGCAUGUCAUGUCAACCCACAGAUUUUCACUAGGUGUAGGCAGUCACCAGGCACCUACCUGUUCAAUGAGCUCUCCAUGUGGAUUGAAGAUAUUUAAAAACACUGAAAACUCAUGGCUUCUAUGUCAAACUAAUGGUGCCCAUUUCAAAUGCAAAUUUUCUGCUGCUGUACAGCACAGUCUGAUCCAUAUUUGUUCUGUCCCUUUGAAAGCAGAUAACUCACCUCUGAGAUGAAUGAGGAGACACUGUGUGCUUUCAGCUUCUCUGUUCCCACAUGCAAGUAUGUGGUUACACCUUCUUGUUUCAAUUCAAUUGGAAUUUCCUAUCCAAGAAUGUUUUGGAGCAUUUCUGAUUGUUCUGCAUAAAACUGAGAGUACACAUCCCCUUUCUAGUUUGACAUCUUAUUCUACCUUUGCAGACACUGCUUCAUUCAUCCCUCAUCAAUUUUGGGGAGGUGUUGGUUUCUCAGUGGGUUUUAUUGUGGUUGUUUGCUUUUGGUUUGGUUUUGUUGUAGAUGUUUGACUUUGUCACUAACACUCAUUUAGAACUUACUAUGAGCUAAACAUUGUUUUAGAUAUUAUAUAUAUAUUAAUCCGUUUAGUCCUCAAGAGAAAGAAAAAACUACAAAGAUCCCCUUUUCAGAUAAGGAAACUGAAGCACAAAAAAGGACAAAUAACUCACCAAGAAUACCCGGUUAGUAACUCAUGAAGGCAAAACUCAAACCCAGGCAGGCUGAUUCCCAGGGCUUUGCUUUAAACCCAUGCACUAAAUUGCCUUUUCCAAGAUUCUCCUAAGUAGAUGCUUUAAAUUGCAUUCCCAUAGCCCACAUGGUCUUCAAUCACUCCAAAUCAUUUCUGGUCCCCAGACUAACCUGUUUACCCUCACAGCUCAGGACCUCUACUCACUAGUUUUCCUUCUGCCAUUCUCCUCUUUUCUUCCGAUCACUCUUCAGAACCAGGUGCAAAAAUCACUCCAUCCAUGUGGGCACUGGUGACCUCCCUCCAUCUCCCAUCAUACCCACAUAAUAGGUCACACCUUCCUCUGUGCUUUCCGGUACUUUUAAAACAUUUUCAUUAUUGACCGUUACAAUAGUAUAUCAUGAUGACUUAUUUAUGUGUCUGUCCCCGCCCAGCACCCUUCCACAAAGACAAGAAUCAUGUCUUACCCAUUCUCUGGAUAACAUGGUGGCUGAUGCUUGGGAGGGUGUAAUUAAAUGUCAGUCAAAAGAAUGUGAGUAUUCAAGCUGGUGGAGAGCAGACUGAGGACAGCUGACACUUUACAUAUGUCCUAGUAACUAGCAUCUUCACUACUACUACUAUCUCACUGAGAAAAUAACAUCUUUACCAGACUCGAUCUAUUCUAACAUUUCCAUUCUAUUCUGGGAGUAGAAAUGAGACCUGACUGACAUACCAUUUUUAAGCUCAAGAACUGGGCUUGAUACAAUCACUCCUUUGAAUGACCCACCUAAAUAAGGCCCCACUUUAAAACAGCAUGUUGAUUUAAGGAGUGGGGGUCAUCCUUAACAGUGGCUAGAAAACCACUGUGAGAAAAGCCCAAGCCGCAGUUGACUAAGAAUGUGCCAUUAAGGAAAAGAGGUGUAGAUCAAAGUAGACAGACUUUGGGGGCAUGGAUAGAUGAUUUUUUCAUGCCUCUUCCAGUGGGGGGCCAGGCACAUGGAAGGAGGUUUAGGCCUUCAGAGCCAAAGAUAGAAUGCACUGGAUAGUGGCUGCGGGACAGGACUUUAGGUUGGCAAUGUCCUGUCUCAGCCUCUUUUAAAGAAGGACCAAGUUUUACUGGUCCAUUGUCCACUUGGCCACAGGGUCCCCAGCCUUUGUUUCCAGUUAGACAAGGCCAGGAGAGGAACUGCAGUGGCUCCUUAACCUCCAACUGCUCCACAGAAAGGCCUAUAAGAGUAUUUCUAGACCAGGCCCUCACUAAACCAUUCUGUAAGUAAGAGAAGUUGAAGAAAAGAAGGAGCAUAUGAGUAGUCACAUUUACAAGGGAAUUCCUGAGAACUUACUCAACACUAUUUCUUUUCUGAAAAGCAAAGAUUGACCUGAUGCAGGUAAAACUGUUGCAAAAGCAACAGCAAAAUAGAAACAGGAUGUGUAUUUCCAACGGUGACAUUGAUAUGAAAUAAAAACUCCCCUCAAAUUGCCUCUGAGGUCUGACAUUUCUGCUUAGCCCAAGGACUCUGGGUGCCUACCCUCAGUCACCAAGAGAUGGGUUGUUUGUGUCGUUGUUGAUGGCACUUCCAAAAAUGACAUUCACUUUCUGGAUGCCACAAAGCCCACAUGUAUUGCUCCCCAUGUAUAGCCUGGCAGAGUAAAUGGAGAGGGAGAUGCUGGAUUUGUGUAUCACUGGUUGUUUCUAAUGUUGUUAAACCUCACAGGUGUGCUAGCAAUGAACUAUAAAGUGUCACAUACCGAGUUUGAAAUAAAAACACAUUUCCAAACCUUUGA